Molecule: messenger RNA, 1656 nt
Organism: Malurus melanocephalus (red-backed fairy wren)
Lineage: Eukaryota; Metazoa; Chordata; Aves; Passeriformes; Maluridae
Gene: LAMP5
Product: lysosomal associated membrane protein family member 5
Exons: 6
Coding region: 226-1044 (272 amino acids)
Cellular component (GO): membrane
Source: RefSeq, a predicted model, not a curated record
CCCUCCUCCUCCUUCUCCUCCCCGCACACCCACACACUUUCCCCGUCCCUCCUCCCCGCCACUCCGCAGCAKAGUGCUUUUGCAGCCUGUGCGGCUCCUGAGAAAGGAGGUGUGCGGCUUUUUUUACCUCCUUUUUAUUUUUAAUUUUUUUUUUUUUCCUCCGGAGGGGACCUUUCGGAGGAGCAGCUGCAGCAGCCGCGGCCACGCCGGGACCGAGCAGGGAGGAUGGCCGGGGGGCGCCUCCCGGGGCUGCUCUUCAUCUUGCACGCCGCGGCUCGCCUGGCCGCCGAGCAAGAAGUUGAAAACCUCUCCGGGCUCUCCCCUAACCCCGAGAAGGACAUCUUCGUGGUGCGGGAAAACCGGACGACGUGUCUCAUGGCCGAAUUCGCCGCCAAGUUCAUCGUCCCCUACGACGUGUGGGCCAGCAAUUACGUGGAUCUGAUCACGGAGCAAGCCGAUAUCCCGCUGUCGCGGGGCGCCGAGAUGAAGGGCAAGUGYGGCACGAACGAGUCGGAGCUGGAGYUCUCCUGGCUGGACCAAGCGUACACCCUCAAACUCUCCUUCGUGAAGGAGGGGCACAACACGUCCCGGGGACCGGAGGCGUCCUGGAGGCUCAGCCGGAUCCAGUUCACCUACGACACCUCSGAGCGCACCUACUUCAAGGAUGCCGUCAGCCCCCGGAAGCACACGGCCAGCUCGCACCGCCUCUCGGCCCUGGUCACCCCCGCCGGCCGCUCCUACGAGUGCCAGGCGCAGCAGACCAUCUCCCUCGUCUCCAGCGACCACCAGAAGUCCGUGCAGCUCCUGCUGUCCGAAGUGCGGCUCCAGCCCUUCGACAUCCCGGCGGAUUUUGUCUUCAGUGAAGAACACAAGUGCCCGGUGGACCAGAGGGAGCAGCUGGAAGAAACGCUGCCCCUGAUCCUGGGGCUGAUCCUGGGGCUGGUGAUUGUCAUCACCCUGGGCAUUUACCACGUCCACCUCAAGCUGACGGCCAGCCAGGUGCAGAUCCCUCGCGACAGAUCUCAGUACAAACACAUGGGAUAGGGAGCGGCACCGAGCACUGAGCAGGUAGAAAAAGCAAAAGCACUUUUUUCUGCGGGUGAGGAGGUGUUCUGGGGGGGGCAAGAGAUGGUAUUCACAGCACCUAAUGCUGAGUGUUUCCUGGACAUGCUCAGGCUCAGCUUUAACACAGGCUCUGGAAGCAGACUCGGUGCUGGAGGUGUCUGUAGGUGGUUUGAAUACCUUCUCAAGCAGCUGGGCUGAUCAUCUGGAGACAGAAAUGCUUYGUGUCAGAGUUUCCCACUGGGAGCAAAAUUAGCUUUCUUAUUUAUUGUUUUCCUGUCUCAAGAGACUGUUGCCUCCCCUUGCAUCACCCUUGGAGCAUUCAGCCCUCUCCAUUCCUGUCCAUGCAGGAAGCAGGGCUGGGAGACAGAGCCAUUGCACAGGGUUCAUUCAGGCCCUCUAAUGAAGGGACUCAAACCACAUCCCUAAGUUUGCACUCAUGUUAAGGAAAGCAUGGAGGCAAAUGCAGGUGUGCUUUGAAAAAAAAAAAAAUAAUUCAAGGUCAGUGACUCCAGCGGAGCAGAUCACAGCUGUGGAUAUGACCCCACACUUGGGACUGGGUGAAGAAAGUUUGUUUUUGCUUCUUGAGCCACA